UUGGAGCGGUAAAUCGCCAGCCGGGCUGCACUUGACGCAGAUACAAUAACAGUGACGGAGCCUGGGUACAUGCGAGCUAGACCAGAGACAACAGCACAUUUACAGGAUCACUGAAGCUGCGAGAGGGGGAGGGAAAGAGAGAGAGAGCGAAAGAGAGAGAGAGAGAGAGAGAGAUGCUUUCACAAGGUGCCAAAAAGUGAGAGCGGUAGAAGAGAGGGAGAAAGAGAGAGAUGGAACACAGUCUAUGAGCAACGCAGUACAGCCACCACAUAUAUAAACCUGCAGGGGAAGACCUACGGAGAAAGGCACUGAAAAGGGGAGAGGUUCCCAAUCGCCCAGGUCUCCUUCCUGCAAUGAUGUACAAGGCUGUGGUCCUCGCUGCGCUGCUGCUGGCAGUUCCCCUGGAGCGUGCGGACAGCCGAGCCCUCAGGACCCCCGUGGAUGCCAUACAGUUUGUGGAACAGUUUUUGGAACGCUACAAUGACCUCUUGAACAUUGACGACCUUGAGAAUCAGGUGGGAGAUCCAAUGGAGAGUCCACAGCCCUUCAGCUCGGGGUUAAAGGUCGCAGAGUACCCCAAGUGGAUCGAUAUUCCUUCGCAAACCGACACCACGUGGCUCCGCCUCCUGAGGGGGGCUUUGGCCAAUGGGAAAAGGGCUCUACCGGACCGGGCAAAGCGGGGGUGGAACCGUGGCUGUUUUGGGCUCAAGCUCGACCGCAUUGGCUCGCUGAGCGGUCUUGGAUGUUAGUGGUUGACUAUGGUCAGUGGCGAUCUUCAGGAGCAAAACUGGAACUACAACCAACAUGGGGAAAUGAAGUGAAGGUCCACCAAUGAAUAUUGCUUUUUAUCAUUCAUUCAAAUGAUACUGGGAAGAAUGCAGACUUGCUGUACUGCUGGUGCAAUUAUCAUAGUCACAGUUCAAAACUGUGAGUCUCUUAUGUGUCAUUAAGUUAAAAGUUAGUAAUAGUACUAACCUACCAACUGUUGCUAAUGCUUGUAGAAUUAUUCAAACUAGUUGUUCUUUCCAGUUGUGGAGUUGUCAUAUUUAACCAGAGUGAUAUGUAUUCUUAAAUUAUUGUUUUGUUGUAGACUGUUAUUUAUCUUCUGUUUACGUUUAAAUAUUUGGAAUAUUAUGUCUUUCAGAGUUAUUGUAUAUUAUUAAUACCGAUGAAGAAUUUGGUUUAAAUGUUCUACAUAAGUGUAAAUUAAAUUGCAUGUUUGCUGGACUGUAAAUUAACAUUUAUUUUUAUUUUUAAAUGUCAUUUAUUUAAUUGCAGUAAGAAUUGUAAUUUCCUUUUGUUUACAUUCCAUGUAGCAUGAAUAAAUCUUAUUUUAAAAUCAUAGCCCAUGUUAAUCACUGGUGCAUUAAUUUUUGUGUAGGCAGACUGGUAUGUAUGUGUGGAUACAGUCGUUAUUUCAGAAGUGUAACUAUACUAACUAUGUGUAACUUCAGUCUGGUCAUUGCACCCCUUUGUGGUCAUUAUGACCUGCAUUUCUGCCAUUCAAUUAAAAUCGGGGAAACAUAACAAAAAUCAUCCUGUUAUGUAAUAAAUAUGUAUCUUUUGUAGAGCCACGACCAAGAAACUCAAAUUAAAAUGUCUAUAUGUCA
Molecule: messenger RNA, 1610 nt
Organism: Conger conger (European conger)
Lineage: Eukaryota; Metazoa; Chordata; Actinopteri; Anguilliformes; Congridae
Gene: nppcl
Product: natriuretic peptide C-like
Exons: 3
Coding region: 354-749 (131 amino acids)
Biological process (GO): cGMP biosynthetic process; receptor guanylyl cyclase signaling pathway
Cellular component (GO): extracellular region
Molecular function (GO): hormone receptor binding; hormone activity
Source: RefSeq, a predicted model, not a curated record